Strongylus vulgaris is the source of this 459-nucleotide messenger RNA. NCBI's taxonomy places the organism in Eukaryota, Metazoa, Nematoda, Chromadorea, Rhabditida, Strongylidae. The record is from the annotation of a GenBank genome assembly.
AUUAUUCACAGGGGAGCAAUUCGUCGUGCGAUUUCAGGACAGGAUGACACUGUGCUUGUGAAUAUGCUCAAAUUCAUCCAUGGACAGCUGUUUCGUGGAAGUCAUUUUGAUGUCUUACGUCAUGUUGUCGAAGGUUUUUUUGAUGUCUACGCAAACGAGGAAUUACAUCCAAAAGUUGCGAAACUAGCAAUCAGCUUGAAAACAGCGAUUGCAAAAGAGCUGAUUGUACAAAAUCAGCUUUCACAAACUAUCGGAGCCCUUGAAUCUAUAAUGAAUGCUGCGCGAACAUCAGCUUUACAUUAUGAGCCUCCGAAGGAUAUCAGUGAUCUUGCCAAGGAAGGUCUAGAGCGUCUAAGUGAAAGGAAAGGUGACCCUUUUGGUUUAUUUGGUGAACCUACGUUAGGAUCCAUACCAUUUGAUCUUCUGGAUAGAGAAAACAAUGCUCAACCUGUAGUGUAA